Molecule: messenger RNA, 1432 nt
Organism: Amphimedon queenslandica
Lineage: Eukaryota; Metazoa; Porifera; Demospongiae; Haplosclerida; Niphatidae
Exons: 11
Coding region: 5-1432 (475 amino acids)
Source: RefSeq, a predicted model, not a curated record
UGCCAUGAAGAGACGAUACAUGUUACGACAUGUGGGUCUGGAAUUAUUCUCCCGAGGGGGUCAGAGUAUAUUUCUGGUCCUCUCCUCCACGUCAAAGAGGAACAGUCUCUAUGAUAAGUUGGUGGGGGUGAGGGGUGUGUCCCUACAGGUUCCUGAUCUGACUGAUGCUACUCAGAAGUGGCAAACUGGAGAAAUAUCUAAUUAUGAUUACCUCAUGUUCCUUAACUUUGUUGCUGAUCAGAGUUUCAAUGAUAUUAUGCAAUACCCUGUGUUGCCAUGGAUACUCGCUGACUACACUAGUACUACCCUAGAUCUAACAAAACCGGAUACAUUCAGAGAUUUAUCUAAACCAAUAGGAGCACUGAAUGAAGAGAGACUAGCAUUCUUUAAAGAUCGUUAUGCUGAGAUGUCUGGAAGGAAGUUUCUCUAUGGCACUCACUACUCAGCACCUGGUUAUGUACUGUACUAUCUAGUCAGAACUGUCCAGCAGUGUGUUCCAGUGUAUCCUGUAUUACAGGUACAGUUACCAUACAGUACAGUUACCAGGUCAAUUGUCAUAGCAACGCUCAUUAGGUUUCCAUGUGAUCAUGAAUCCCAGUACAGGUGUGCCAGGAAGGUAUCAACAGUGAUAUGUGUCCAUGAUGUACAGUGUCUUGAACCUGAUUGUAAUAACCACGGGUCAUGUGACAUGGGGGCGUGUUCAUGUGAGUCACCAUGGACCGGAGAUACUUGUGGAUCUGUUAACUGUUCAUUGACUGAUUGUAAUGGACACGGAAUAUGUAUGGAGGUGUUAAGUGAGUUUGUAUUUCUUAUAUUCAUAGAAUGUAAGAAAGGUUAUUAUGGAGUCAACUGUGCUCAGAAGUGUGUGUUUCCUGAUUGUUCUGGUAAUGGACAUUGUUCUAUAGUCAAUGGACCAUGUUUAUGUAACAAGGGUUGGACUGGUAUAUCUUGUAGUAUAACGCUAAUAGAAAAUAAUCAAAUGAAUACAUCCUCUACCUUAUUUAUCACAUCAUCAUCAUCAUCAUCAUUAUUAGCUGAUACUCCUAAUGCUAGUACUGCAGUGCCAAUGAUGAACUCAAUCUCCUCAUUACUGUCUCCUACUAAUGAUGUGUCACUACAGGAUAUUACUGUAUUGAAUAAUGAUAAUAAAUCUAUUGAUGGUUGUAAUGGAACUAAUAAUAGUAGUUCAUCUCCUCCAGUUAAUUACAGUGCUAACGAUGAUGAUAAUCAAUUUAUUAUUAUUAUUAUAUUAAUUGGUUUAAGUACUGUCACUAUACAUGUUAUACUGUGUGCCAUUCACAUAUGUUGUCAUGGUAACGGAGAGAUAAAGUUUAACAAGUCAGAGAUAAAGAGAGAACUGAUGGAGAGGAGAGAAUGGGAACAGAUCAUGUUACAGAACAGCAACUGGAAUAGCAGCACUGAUGAAGAUUAA